Messenger RNA from Drosophila bipectinata, 2589 nucleotides. It is a transcript of the gene Fpgs2, whose product is annotated as Folylpolyglutamate synthase 2. The record is from RefSeq and is a predicted model, not a curated record. Gene Ontology annotation, biological process: tetrahydrofolylpolyglutamate biosynthetic process. Gene Ontology annotation, cellular component: cytoplasm; mitochondrion; cytosol. Gene Ontology annotation, molecular function: tetrahydrofolylpolyglutamate synthase activity; ATP binding. NCBI's taxonomy places the organism in Eukaryota, Metazoa, Arthropoda, Insecta, Diptera, Drosophilidae.
UCCGUUAUGUGUCCGAUAAAAGUGACACUUUUGGAAUUUUAAAGCCGUAACAAACGAUUAAAAUUUGAACAAGUCUGACACAGAAAAUUCCCUCGACAAAAUCCAUGAUCAAAAUUUAGACACUUCUUGGCUAUUCAUUCGCCUGAUUCCUCUCUAAACAAAAUCGCUAAAAAAAAAUCAACUAAAAAUCGUAUUUUUCAUUUUAAUUGUUCGCCCCAAACGUUGUCGGAAUGUAUUCGCUGUUGCCGUUGAUUGCCCGAAGACAAAAGCCGCGUUUGCGGGGCAGUAUUCAAUGGUGGGUGCAAUCGAGUCAGAGUUUCUUCAAAAUGAGCUUCAAGUCGCCCCAGCCGAGGCCCACCAAGGCCACGAUCAAGGAGCUGUCCAAAAAGCAAGUCCAGUCCCAGUCCCCAACCCCGCAGACCAUGCCACAAAAGGCGAUGCCACAGCAGGCCAUGCCAGAGCAGGACAUGCCACAACCACUUGAUCAGCCACCACCUCCGGAUAACAAGAAGAAGCCCAUAGGCACCAUUAACUCUGGAAUAGGGACUAAAAUUAAACAUCCUUCCGCCAUAACAGCCACCCAAAAGCCAACGAUACCCAACAUCGCUGAUCAGCGGGCCAAGUGGAUGGCAAAAGUCUCACCGGAAAUGCAAAAGAAAGCCAAGCUGGCGGCUGCCAAGGGCAGUGCACCGGCGAGCCCUGCGAAAAUGAAAAACCAAAACCAUCAAAAUUCGGGUUUUGGUCAAAAUUUUGGCGGGAUGCCCCGGAAUCAGAACCCCUGGCAGUCACAAAAUAUGGGUAAUAUGGGCAAUAUGGGCAAUCAGCCUCUGAAGAAGCCAGAACCAGACGAGGCAUUCAAGGGUGCCUCCUCGGAGGCACAGCGCAAGUCCUGGAUGAGUAGGAUGCAGGGAUCGCAGCAAAAGAAACAGGCCCAGUGGCUGAAGGACAUGCAGGCCAAGCAGCAGGCGGGCAAGGAACUGCAUGCCCAGAAGAUGCAACAAAUGCAACAAAUAAGUAAGACAAAUGAGGCGCCAUCAACUCCACCUCCGACAAGCAACCAAAUCGCAGUGCUGACAACUCUCCAAGAACCGGAACCGGAGGAGAAGAGUCCCGAGCACCUGGCCUAUUUGGAUGCUAUCAAGCAGUUGAAUAGCUACCAGGCCCUGGAGCCGGCGGCGGGAAGAGCCACCUCCAAGGGCAGCAAAGCGGAAGCAGAUCCGAUAAUAGAGCAGACGCUGGAAUGCCUGGAGAAGACAGGCCUGAGGAGGGAGCAACUGAAAGACAUACCCGUGAUCCAAAUAGCCGGCUCGAAGGGCCGGGGCUCGACCUGUGGCAUCGUGGAGAGUAUCCUGCGAUGCCACGGCGUCAAAACGGGGGUACUUUGCUCCCCCCACAUGUUCCUAACCAGUGAGCGAAUCCGGAUCGACGGCGAUCCCCUGGAGGAGACCAAGUUUACGGAGUUGUUUUGGAAAAUUCACAACGAAUUGGCGACUACGAAGCCAACAGCCUCGUACAACAAACUAAUGACCGUCAUGGCCUUCCAUGCCUUCCACCAGGCCCGCGUGGAUGUGAUCAUUGUGGAGGUGGGACAGCUGUGCGCCAGCGAUGCCACCAAUAUAGCCUACCAUGCCGAGACAAUCGGCAUCACGACGCUGGGAUGGGAGCAGAGCUCGAAUCUGAGCAAUUCCCUGCGGGACAUUGCCUGGGCCAAGGCGGCCAUCAUGAAGCCACAUGCCAGCAUCUACACCAGCGUCACCCAAACGGAGUGCUCCGAGGUCCUGGCCCAAAAGGCCAACCAGCUCGGCUUGCAGCUCCACCGUGUGCCCGCCUUCACCGACUACAUGGAGGGCAAUCUGAGCAACAAGCAUCUGAUGAACAAAGCCAACUACUCGAUGCGCUUGAACGGAUCACUGGGCAUCCAACUGGCCUACGAUUACCUGCGACGGCACAAGCCGGAAUAUGUUGUAGGCCUGGAGCACAAUUCCACAUCCCUGACACCUGGAACCACUCGGGGUAUCGAGUUGUACGAGCAGCCAGGACAGUUCGAUUUCAUCAAGCAUGACAUGUUCAACGUCUACCUGGACAGCGCCGACACCUUUGAAUCCAUGAUGGCCUGCCGCGACUGGUUCUACACCAGGACACGCUCCAACCGCCAGCCGAAGGUAUUGCUCUUCAACAAGGUCAACGAGUUCAAUGCCAAGGACCUCCUGACCAUCGUCCGGAGCAACCUGCGCUUCGAGGAGGCCUGCUUUGUGCCGAGUCCGAACUUUUUCGAGGGCGAGAUCAUGGCCGAGGAGGAGGGCAACCCGAUGGUCUGGCACGGAAUGGAGGAGCUGCAGCGGGCCAAACGGAAUGCCGGAAACUGGCGUGCCUUGUGCGAGGAAAACGGCAAAAAGGACAAUUCCCAGCUAUCCAUCUCGAUCAACGCCUUCUUCGAGCAUCUGCUGAACAAAUACGGCAAGCAAAGCUACGGAAUGAAGAACGAGCUGGAUAUUCUGGUCACCGGUUCCCGGCAACUGGUGGCCGCCACCCUGUCCUGCGUCCGCCGCAUGAAGGCCGUCCACCAAUGGAAGCCCGACAGGCGAUAAU